UAAAGACUGAACCUGUCAGUGAUGUGAGCCACUGCUUUUCAGGAGCUCAGCUGGACUGUGAUCUCACCAUGUCUAUCUACUGUGAACUGCUAAUACUGAUCCUUGCUCUGACUCUUGAUGUUCAAGUUCAUACAGGGGAAAUCAUUGGAGGUAAGGAGGCUGUGCCACAUAGCAGACCCUACAUGGUGCUUUUGGAGCGGCACAUGCAGGAUGGUAAAACAAAACACUGCGGUGGCUUCCUUCUGAAUGAGGAUUUUGUGAUGACUGCAGCCCACUGCCUGGCUUGUUCCUACACAGUCCUACUAGGACUUCACAAUUUCAGUAACAGUAAUGGAAUCCAGCGAACAUCUGUGGUACAAAAAUUUCCACACAAAGACUAUGACAAAACUGAUUUCAGCAAUGACAUAAUGCUUCUUAAGUUGAGCUCCAAGGCAGAAUUCAGCACAAAUGUGCAACCCAUUGUUCUCGCAGGCCAAGGUGAUGGCUCUCUGCCAAAAUCAUGUAUAGUCUCCGGCUGGGGAAAAACAGACAAGAAUAUACCUUAUAUGUCUGUUGUACUCAUGGAAGCCAAUGUAACAAUAAGUACGAAGUGUGAAAAGGAAAAAUCAUACUGCACUGAGGGAGAGACUGGACCUGGUAAUGGAGACUCCGGAGGUCCACUGGUCUGUGAAGAUGGAAAGGCGUACGGUGUGGUGUCCUCAGGUGCCAUAAACAAAUAUAGUUAUGCUAAGAUUCCUGACUACAGAAGCUGGAUCGAUUCAAUUAUGAACCAACAUUGAAAGUUCCAAUUCAUCUAACGAUUGACCAAAUCACAACGCUUGAAUUGAAUGUUUUUAUAACAUUGGAGAGCUGAUAAUUGAGAUGCUAAUAUCACAACUUAUUCCAAAGCUAUGAGACUGUCAGACCAAAGACUGGACUUGCUUACUUUACACAGAUUUAUAUAAAAUGUGCUUCAUUUUGACAUUACCAAAUGAUACAAAAUAACUUCCUGUUUGAGAAACUGAGUCAAAAGAGUGAAAAUAUAUGAAUGUGAUUCGGUUCAUUUAGGUGACAUUGUUUGGCUUUUUUUCAUCAUACAGCUGUUUUUUCCUGCUGCAGGGGGCUUUAACGUGACAUUUUAUUUGAAUAAACCUUAAAUUAAUCCAAGCAAAUUUGAUCCAAGCACAUGCAGGUUAUUUUAACAAUCAUGACACACAUUAAUUAGGCUUAUAAUGGACUCCAUACUGCUUAAUAAAUGUAAUAUCAUAGACACUCUAUGUCAUCCUGCUCAUAAAUACAACAGUAUCUGCAUUAUCUACAUUACUGCCAUGUGUAUCUUCUUUUUGACUUGAUUAAAUGAGAACACAGGAUCCUUUAAGUUUGUUUUGUACCAUCUUUUUGAACAAUAAACUGUUGUUCUCUCAGUA
Messenger RNA from Sander lucioperca (pikeperch), 1406 nucleotides. Its product is annotated as granzyme G-like. Lineage: Eukaryota; Metazoa; Chordata; Actinopteri; Perciformes; Percidae. The coding region runs from base 69 to 779 and encodes 236 amino acids. The transcript is spliced from 5 exons. Gene Ontology annotation, biological process: proteolysis. Gene Ontology annotation, molecular function: serine-type endopeptidase activity. The record is from RefSeq and is a predicted model, not a curated record.